Messenger RNA from Arabidopsis arenosa, 898 nucleotides. Lineage: Eukaryota; Viridiplantae; Streptophyta; Magnoliopsida; Brassicales; Brassicaceae. The record is from the annotation of a GenBank genome assembly.
GAAUCUUUUAGCUUGACAAAGGAUAUGAUGAUGUCUACAACACAAUUCCCCGGGACGAAACAUUCGGGUUUGCAGCUGCAAGAUCAAGAUUCAACCUCAUCACAAUCUACUGAAGAAUCAGGCGGCGUGGAAGUUGCAAGCUUUGAAGAACAUAACCGUUAUGGAUGCAGCAUUGUUAAUACCAAUCACUCAGGUUACAUCGAAAACCCGGGAAAGCCUAUUGAAAAUUAUACUAAGUCAACUACUACCUCGUCGAUGGUGUCUCAAGAUUCUGUGUUUCCUGCUCCUACUUCUGGUCAAAUAUCUUGGUCUCUUCAAUGUGCUGAAACAUCACAUUUCAAUGGUUUCUUGGCUCCUGAAUAUGCAUCAGCACCAACGGUGCUGCCACAUUUAGAGAUGAUGGGCUUGGUUUCUUCAAGAGUGCCAUUGCCUCAUAACAUUCAAGAGAAUGAACCAAUAUUUGUCAAUGCGAAACAGUAUCAUGCGAUUCUCCGUCGCAGGAAGCACCGUGCUAAACUCGAAGCUCAGAACAAACUCAUCAAAUGCCGUAAACCGUACCUUCAUGAGUCUCGCCAUCUUCAUGCUUUAAAGAGAGCUAGAGGCUCCGGUGGACGUUUCCUCAAUACAAAGAAGCUUCAACAAUCCGCAAACUCACUGUGUUCUUCUCAAAUGGCAAAUGGACAGAAUUUCUCUAUGAGCUCUCGCGGUGGUGGAAGCGGAAUCGGGUCUAGUUCGAUCACACCGAGCUCCAAUUCGAACCAUAUCAACAUGUUCCAAAACCCGCAGUUCAGAUUCUCAGGUUAUCCGUCAACACACCAUGCCUCAGCUCUCAUGUCAGGGACUUAAGGCACCUGAGAAGGAUCUUGCUCUGGGAGAACUGCGGCAACUGGUGAUGAUA